AUGGUGAUUGGAGCUAAAAAACUUGUCAUCCUGUCUGCUCUGUUUAUAAAUAAUGAGUGGCGUGAUGCGGCAAGUGGAAAAUGGUUCCCGACCUAUAAUCCUGCAACUGGAGAAGAAAUUUGCGAGAUAGCUGAAGGCGAGUCACAUGACGUAAACCUUGCUGUUGAAGCAGCCAGAAAUGCCUUUAACUUGGGUUCGCCUUGGCGUCGUAUGGAUGCUUCCGAUCGUGGUAAACUGUUGAAUAAACUUGCCGACCUGAUGGAAAGGGAUAAAGUUCUUCUCUCUAGUCUUGAAACACUCGACAACGGGAAACCGUAUGCGGUAGCUUACGUUGCUGAUCUUCCAUUGGCGAUUCAAUGUCUCAGGUAUUAUGCUGGUUGGGCUGAUAAGGUGCACGGUCAGACUAUUCCUGUUAGAGGUGAUUACUUCUGCUACACUCGUCAAGAGGCUAUUGGAGUCUGUGGUCAGAUAAUACCAUGGAAUUUUCCCAUACUGAUGCAAGCAUGGAAAUUGGGACCUGCUCUUGCGAUGGGCAACACAAUUGUAAUGAAACCUGCAGAACAAACUUCACUGUCUGCCCUUCAUGUUGCAUCCCUUAUUAAAGAGGCCGGUUUUCCUGAAGGUGUGGUAAACAUUGUCACCGGGUAUGGUCCUACUGCAGGCCACGCAAUUGCUCAACAUGAAGACGUUGACAAAAUCGCAUUUACUGGUUCAACUGCCAUUGGGAAACUUAUCAUGGGAAGUGCUGCUGACAGUAAUCUAAAAAAAAUCACUCUGGAACUGGGCGGGAAAAGUCCAAAUAUUAUCUUCAUUUUCUUCUUAAACUCUAGCGAUUUGUUGUUUCUUCAGGCGCAUCUAGGAUUGUUUUUUAAUCAUGGACAGACUUGUUGCGCUGGUUCUCGAACUUUUGUAGAAGCUAAAAUUUACGACGAGUUUGUAGAACGUUCCAAAGCUUUGGCACAAAGUAAAGUCGUUGGAGAUCCAUUCGACCUCAAAACUGAACAAGGACCUCAAGUUUGUGAAAAAUACCAAAUGGAUCAAAUAUUAAAUUACAUCAAAGAGGGUGAAAAGGAAGGAGCAAAACUGGUUACUGGUGGAAAACGAGCGUUUGAUAAAGGAUUUUUUGUCGAACCAACUGUGUUUGCGGAUGUCACGGACCAAAUGGUUAUCGCUCAAGAAGAGAUCUUUGGUCCUGUUAUGUCCAUAAUAAAAUUUGAAACUAUGGAAGAUUUAGUCCAGAAAGCAAACAAUACUGUGUACGGAUUGGCUGCUGGAGUCAUGACAAAGGAUAUAGAUAAGGCGCUUUUUAUUGCGAACAACAUUCGUGCUGGAACAGUAUGGGUCAACUGUUAUAAUGUAUUUGAUGCUGCGGCACCGUUCGGAGGUUAUAAGCUCUCAGAGUAUGGACUUCAUGGAUACACAGAAACGAAAACGGUCGUCGUUAAAGUGCCAAUGAAGAAUUCAUAA
Molecule: messenger RNA, 1467 nt
Organism: Enterobius vermicularis (human pinworm)
Lineage: Eukaryota; Metazoa; Nematoda; Chromadorea; Rhabditida; Oxyuridae
Source: the annotation of a GenBank genome assembly